AUGGCCGUUAUGUACAGACCUCCUCCAUCAAAGAAGAAUGGCUUGAAUGCACGAGAUUUUCUGGAUACCGAAUGGCCAGGUUUCUUAUCAAAAUUUGCCACAAUUGACAACAAUGUCAUUAUCACCGGCGAUCUGAAUUUUCAUUUGGACAAUCUUUCUGAUCGCGACACCAUCAAAUUUAACAGUGUGCUUCAAUCCUGUGGCAUGUAUCAACAUGUGAAAGGGCCAACCCACGUCCAAGGUCAUACCUUAGACGUGGUCAUCACCAGAGACAUGGAAAACAUAAUAUCUGCAGUUGUAGUGACCGAUCCUGGAUUAUCAGAUAGCUCUGGCAAAAUAGCUAAGGAUCAUUUGGCAGUAAUGUUCAAUGCGCUUGCAGCGAAGCCCCCUCCGGUAAAGAAAACUGUAACAUACAGGAAACUUCGGUCGAUUGACGUUGAUUCAUUCAAAGCUGAUAUUCUAUCAUCCGAUCUUUUGAAAUUGUCUCAGAGCACGUCAGAUGCAGACACUCUUGUCUCAUCAUACAAUAGUGAACUUUCAGCUUUAAUAGACAAUCACGCGCCAUUGUGUUUAAAAACCAUCACAUUGAGACCAUCUUGUCCCUGGUACACGGAGGAGCUUCACGGUGCCAAACAUGUGAAGCGUAAGCUAGAACGUAAAUGGCAGAUUUCAAGACUCAACGUUGACCAUUUAAUGUAUAGGAACCAAUGCGCAAUCGUUAAAAAAAUGUUGAAAAGGGCAAGAAUUGAUUAUUUCUCAGAGAAAGUAAAAUCAAGUGAACGGGACCAAAAAAGUUUGUUCAAAUUAACGAAACAUUUAUUGAAUGGCCCAAGCGAAAUUGCACUUCCACCAGGUAAGAAACCAGAAGUUUUAGCACAGGAGUUCAGCGAUUUCUUUAUAGAUAAAAUAGAAACAAUCAGAACGAACAUUUCAUCUCAGCAUCAGAGUGAAUCAGUAUCAGAAGAUCGACGCACAGAAGUACGUGAUAUUGCGCGAAUGGAUAAUUUCAUUCCAGCAACAGAGGAGGAGGUGAAAAAGCUUGUUCAACAGUCAGCUUACAAGUCUUGUGAACUAGACCCUCUUCCUACAUGGCUCGUGAAAUCGUGUAUAAACGAACUUCUACCAAUUUUGCUGAAAAUUGUUAACAGCUCGCUUCAAAGUUCAAUCGUGCCUAAAUCAUUUAAAGCAUCGCGAAUAAGGCCAUUGUUAAAAAAAGCCUAG
Mya arenaria is the source of this 1221-nucleotide messenger RNA. RefSeq lists its product as uncharacterized. Bases 1 to 1221 code for a protein of 406 amino acids. The transcript has a single exon. Lineage: Eukaryota; Metazoa; Mollusca; Bivalvia; Myida; Myidae. The record is from RefSeq and is a predicted model, not a curated record.